AUUCCACCCGGUUUGUUGUUCCGUAAGCGCAACAAUGGAACAUGUGAAUUUCGUACUGAAAUCGGUGGCUAUCCAGCGCUAAGACUAUGUCAGAACUGGUGGAAUGCGCAAGACAUCGUGCAGGAAUAUUCGGUUGAUGAGAUCGUUCUGGGGAUGGCAUCGCAAAUAUCCGAACGUGAGGACAGCAUUGUCGUUGAGGAUCUUAGAGGACCAAAAAGCAUGGUUACAUUUCUGAAAAUGGGGCAAAUGAAUAUGCUCAAGUUGAAGGUUUUCUUCUGGAAAGACGGUGAUCCUUGCCCUCAACCUUUCCAAGUGAACACAACCGGUCUUGAGCCAUGCAUCCCAUUCAUGCGCUUUGAUCAUUUCACUGGCAAUGAAGUCACGUACAUAUUUUCAUGUAUUGCACUAGGCAUUAUACCACUCGUUUGUAUCGGAAUUGGUUAUCUUCUGAUACAAAAACGUAAGAAAAUGGGCUGUGAAGUACCGCCUUGCUUCAAGACGGCUAGUCCAACGCGCAAUGAACAAAUCAGUGCAGUGUUCACGGUCGAGCAGCUUAAAAGCAGCGCCAAUGAGAAAGAGAUUUUGAAUAUGCCAGUGAUUGAGUGGAUCAAUGACAAUUUCUGUCGAGCGGUUGCGUUGAUUGUUGACGUACGGCCAUCGAUACGUCUCGAGAAGCGUCGUGGUGGUUUGUUGAGAUAUAUGGAUUUGGAUGAUGUGAGCAUACUCGAGGUGACCAUCUCUGAGCCGCACUCCAAUUCAGUGCAUGGCCCAUUCGUACUCUUCUCAGUGCCAAAACACUACGAUGUUGUUGUUCGACUUCAAAGCGAUAUACACUGCAAACAACUGAUUCGUGCGCUUAGUGAUCAAAUGGAAAAGAGCAACAAACAGUUAUUGGUGCGACAAUGCAGCAAUCAGAAAAUUUUAGAGAUGGCUGAAACACAAGAACGACGUCAGAAGAAAUUGGAUCAUUUCUUUAGAGAAGCAUAUUCGAAGGCAUUCAAUGCUCCGCAGUUGUCCGAUCAUUCAACGCAAUGGAGUGAAACAGUGUCAAAGGAGGUACUCGGAACAACAGUCACGAAAGCUGAGUUAGCCGAUGCACUCGGCAUGAAAGAGUCUGACCUCUUCGUUGAGCGGAUGUUCGCGUGCAUGACCGGUCAACACUCCACUCAAGUCACUUUCCAAGAAUUCCUUGACGUCGUCUCUAGAUUCACUACUGGAUCAUUACGCAAUAAAUUGGAAUUGAUCUUCGAUAUGUGCGAUCGAUCGGGUAACGGUCGCGUUGAGAAGCAUGAAUUCAUUGAAUUCGUGAAAUCUUUGAACGAUGCGGCUGGUGUGCGUAUCGAGGAGGCACUUCAAGAUCACAUCAUCAAUUCGGUGCUCGAGACGUCUGGCAUUCACUCUGAAUCGACGAUCUUGUCCUAUAAAGAUUUCGAGUCGAUAUUCAAUCAGAUCGAUGAUAUACGACGACCAGUUGGCGUUCAUAUGAGAGGCGCCAAACUCAAAAUAAAUCUUAGAGAAACAGAUAGUUUGAACAGUUUCGCGAUACACGAAGAGGAGACGAAGAGUUGUGCGAACAGCUGCAUCAAUCAUGUACUUUCGUAUCUCGAAACUUAUCGUCAACACAUUGUCAUUUUGUUCAUGUUCACCGCUAUCAACCUAUUGCUUUUCUUCGAACGAUUCUGGCAUUAUCGCUACGAGACUGAGCAUCGUGAUUUGCGUCGUGUUAUGGGCGUUGGGAUUGCGAUCACUCGAGGUGCGGCCGCAUCGCUGUCGUUCUGCAUGGGACUCAUACUCACUACGGUGUGCCGGAAUGUGAUCACGAUUCUUCGUGAGACUCCGCUUGGUGAAUACGUUCCGUUCGACUCGGCCAUUACAUUCCACAAAAUAGUCGCCAUCUUAGCCGGUUUCUGGGCUGCCGUACAUACGGUUGGUCACUGUAUCAACUUCUAUCAUGUGGCCACACAGAGUCAAGAUGGUCUUCAAUGCCUCUUCCGAGAAGCCGUAUUCGGAUCAAACUUCUUACCGUCGAUCAGUUAUUGGUUCUAUGGCACACUGACUGGAAUCACUGGCAUACUAUUGGUGGCCAUAAUGAGCAUCAUAUACGUGUUCUCAGCACCAGCCGUNCAAUCCCCAAAAUUCUCGUAUUACAUCAUUGGGCCGACGAUACUGUUGAUUAUUGAUCGUAUUAUCGGUAUGAGACAACAAUAUAAGAAACUCCAAAUAUUACGUGCAUCAAUUCUGCCAUCAGAUAUAAUCUACAUUGAAUUCAAACGACCGCAUUCGUUCCGAUUCCGCUCCGGACAGUGGGUACAAGUGUCGUGUCCUGCCUUCUCGUGCACAUUCAACGAAGUGCAUGCAUUCUCGUUAGCAUCAGCGCCGCAAGCGCCCACUCUCGAGUUGUACAUCAAAGCUGUAGGUCCGUGGACUUGGAAUCUACGCAAUGAGCUACUCAGCUCUUAUGCCAACAACACACCUCUGCCCGUUCUUCACAUUAAUGGUCCAUAUGGCGAUGGUAAUCAGGAUUGGCAUCAGUAUGAGGUGGCUGUUCUGAUUGGUGGGGGAAUUGGAAUUACGCCCUAUGCAUCAACACUUACCGAUCUAGUUUUGGAGAAAUCAUCUGGCAAAUAUACAGAUAUAAAAUGCAGAAAGGUUUACUUCAUUUGGAUUUGUCCAACGCAUAAGAAUUACGAGUGGUUCAUAGACGUGCUGAAGAAUGUUGAACAGCUGGAUAAGAAGAACAUCCUCGAGACACAUAUAUUCGUAACACAAUUCUUCCAUAAGUUCGACUUACGAACAACAAUGCUGUACAUUUGUGAGAAGCACUUCCGUGGUAGUGCAGAUGGACGAAGUAUGUUCACCGGCUUGAAGGCAUCAAAUCACUUCGGAAGACCCAAUUUUGCGGCUUUCUUCAAAUUUUUACACAGUAAACAUAAGGAGGACAGUGGUUAUCACGUUCGGGCGUUCCAUUAA
Molecule: messenger RNA, 2970 nt
Organism: Anisakis simplex (herring worm)
Lineage: Eukaryota; Metazoa; Nematoda; Chromadorea; Rhabditida; Anisakidae
Source: the annotation of a GenBank genome assembly